CAAGUGUUUUGAAAUCUACCUGUAAACCCUGCAAACUACACUUGCAAGUGUAUGAGCGUGAGAUUACACAAAAGUGAGAGUAAAAACGAGAGUUAUCUUCGUACAGCGCUAGUCCAUCCAGCUUGCCCUUGUGUUCAGUACGCCACGUGUUACCGCGUUUGCAACAAGUAUAGUGCCCGGUGGGUCGUACUAAUUGAGCUGGCACUUGCGAGGAGCGGAAUGUUGAAAAUAGUUGUUUACGUUGAACGUGCAGCAAUCGUGAAUUUAAUCGAGAAUUUUGCAGUCUUUCAUUGAUAGUUGUAAUGCGGGCUGCCGUGUGAAAUUAAUGAAUAUAAGUUUUGAAACUGGUGUAUUUGCGGAGUAAACGUCGAUCGAAGUGAUGAGUGGUUGAUUGAUCUUUGACGAUUUCAAGUGCCUGGAAAUUCUGAAAGAAUGGUAGCUGCACAUCAAGAAGCUGUUAUGAGAAGAUACAGGUUUUUUAGUAUCCAAGAGAGUGUUGAAGUACAAACAAAGAUCUACAUCCAUCUAAAGUAUGUUAAUUAAUGACGAGCCGGAACUUACAACGAACAGGAAUCAAACACAUUUCAAGACAACUACUGGAAACGAAUGAGACGUGUUCCGCUGACCUCUCAACCAGCUGGACAUUGAGCUAAACAAAUUAUAGAACACAGCUACGUUCCACCAUGUGGCCAAACUGACCAAAAGCAGCGGCUAGCGAACAAAACGUGCAGCAGAGCAGUUUUCAGCAUAAACUGGCUUCAUCGUAAGUUCGAGAGACCAGUUGAAUGCUUUCUAUGAGCUGCUCCAAUCACAAGAAUUGGGUUUCGCAGGAAGUAUGAGCACUUCGUUAAAGAACAUGCCAUACGAGUUGCUUGAAAUUUUGACAACGGACAACGAGAGCAUACUUUCCGAUGGAGUUGAAAGUUUGACCGAAAUGUAUGGGCCGAAGCGGGAUCCACUAUACGUGGUAAUACCGAUCACCAUCAUCUACCUACUGAUUUUCAUCACCGGUGUAGUCGGCAACAUUAGCACAUGCAUCGUGAUCGCGCGCAAUCGCUCGAUGCACACCGCCACCAACUAUUAUUUGUUCAGUUUAGCCGUAUCGGACUUUCUGCUGCUGGUGUCAGGAGUGCCGCAGGAAAUAUACUUCAUCUGGAGCAAGUACCCGUACGUGUUUGGCGAAACGUUCUGUGUGUUGCGUGGCAUCGCCGCAGAAAUGUCUGCUAAUGCCACCGUGCUAACAAUCACCGCGUUUACAAUCGAGCGCUACUUUGCUAUCUGUCACCCAUUUCUUUCACACACCAUGUCGAAGCUCAGCCGGGCGGUGCGUUUCAUCUGUGUGAUUUGGCUCAUUGCGAUCGUUUCGGCUAUACCGCAAGCGUUACAGUUUGGCGUCACCAACCAAGGUGGAAUCGACCAAUGUGUGGUGAAACGCAUCAUAAUUCAGCACUCUUUUGAACUCUCUACAUUCUUGUUCUUCUUUGCUCCGAUGACGAUGAUCACCAUACUGUAUGCGUUGAUUGGGUUGAAGCUGCGCACCUCCACGCUGAUGCAGCGCGAUGGCACAUUGCAGCGACGAACCCAGCCCAGCCCACGCCAAUCGUUUGCCAAUAGUCAAGGCAGUCGCCGUGUCCUGAAAAUGCUCGUGGCUGUGGUUGUGGCUUUUUUUAUUUGCUGGGCACCGUUCCACGCACAGCGGCUCGUUUAUAUUUACGGAGUUAAUACGAAUCAUCAGCCCUCCGACCCCUUAAUACUGAAGCUGUUCAUCAUCACAACCUACAUAUCCGGUAUCCUAUACUAUCUAUCAACGUGUAUAAACCCUCUACUGUAUAACAUUAUGAGCAACAAAUUCCGACAAGCAUUCAAGAAUAUGCUGACUGUAAGAUCCGCCAGAAAACCUCCGUGGCAGACAUCCUACGGAGCCAGCCCACCCCACGGCUCAACCUGGACUGGUUGACUAUAUAUGAAUGUGGCAUUAGGGCCGACAAAAACAUCGCCUCGAUACCCCUCACAGGUCGCUGGUAUUUGAUGGAAUGUGCCUUUGACACCAGAACUAACCAAAGGAAGAUACGCGAAAGAAUUCCUGAGUGAGGCCAAGCCCUCUCUCAACCAUGCCAACAACAACAACCGACCGAGAAGAAUGAUUGCGGCGUCCGCAAUUAGCAUGUCCGCAUUUAGACCCGUCAGAACAUGAAGAACUGCUGGCGAAUGAAGAUUUUUUCCCAACCACGUUACAGGGGAUUGGAAAAUGCAAAAAGGAAGUUCGAUACUCGAACCGAUUGUACCGUUAUGCACAAGGUUCUAGCUGGGCGGUGAUCUAAAGCCUGAAGUAUUCUUCGACGCAUAGCUGAAACGAUCAAAGACUACAUAUGUUAUCGCUGAUACAAACAGCAGAGCGACAUCAGCAGCAUGGAUGCUGACGACUAAAUUUACCGUCAUCUCUGGAUAAGGUUGCUAGUGCUAACAGACAUUUGAAGAGCAGUGAUAGAGUGAUGGCUCUUCAAGAUAGGCUUACUGGUUUGAUGCAACAUCAGAUCAGCAGAAAGAUCUUGAGAAAAAGUGUAUACGAUAAAAAUAUAUAAACAACGAUAGCUGUGUAGAGUUUUGCAAUCUUUAAAAAUGUUGCAAGUGUUGUUGGCAGGUUUUCCAAAAUUAUUGUAACCGGUUAUAGAAAUAGUCGACAAAGUACGGCUUGCAAUCCGUAUGCAGCUCUUUCACUCUCGGAUUAUGUCACUUAUUAACAAGUAAGAUAGUUUGAUGUUCAUACAAUGAUUCUUUUUUGAGUCACUUGAGAAUUAGAAACAAACACAUGAACACAAGUCCAAGCUGUUAAGCAGUUUACAAAAUCCAAAAAUAUCUAUAAUCGGUUUUGCCAGAAAGUAAUUAUUCUAGAUUUUAUAAAACAUUUCUUAAGACUCUCAGGCCAAUCAGCCUGCGACAUUUCAUACAAAAUCUCUCGGGUAUUCAUUUAGUUCAUUUUUGUAUCGUUUGAAGAGUUCCGUUAUCGUAUAAAUAAUCGUCGGCAGUAUCGAGUCGAUGAACUUCAAAAUGGUGUCGUAUAUCCCGAACGGCUAGUCAAAUUGGACAAAUUUUCUGACAAACAGCUCAAAUUGAUAGACACGCGUAAAUUAAACCAUUCCAAGAAUUUAAGCCGCUGUCUAUGUUCAUAAAUUGCCUUUAACACUAGUUUGACAACACUCUAAUCUAUUGAUUUUCCUAUUGAUGAGACUUCCAUGUCAACAAAAAUAUGGAAACCAUCAAUUAAAAAAAAUGUUGCUCACAUCUACUUCGCCCGUCGGUGAAACAAGAACAAAAAGUCGACAUAGCCCUUUUUGACUUGAUCGGCAAACACGAAACCAAAUAUACUGUUGUUUGUUGUAAGCAGCUAACUUUUGAUAGGCUAAUUGUGAACCAGUAGAAUAAACAGGAAAGGCUUAACAAGUUACCUGAUCCAUUCAAUAUUAACGAAAAGCGUAAAUUGGUAGAUUUUUUGAAUUUCAACAACUGUUUAUGUUUUUAAAAACUCUUAGUACUAGUUUAUUGGUAUUCUCUGUUUAGAAUAAUAAUGUUGAGCCUUUACAAAACUGUUUGCAGGCUAUUUUGAGAGUUAUGUGUAAGUAGUGUAAGUAGAAUAAGUAAAAGAUGAAUUGUAAAAGUUAUUGAUUUCAUUAGCAAUAAAGACAUUGAAGCAAAACGAGCUAUCGAAUCAUUGGUCCUUCGAAACGGAUAUUUAUCCAAAUCCUAAAAAGUUUACAUUUCUGGUAUUAAGAUUUUCUAAUCAGUAGAGAUACUAGAUUGACCAUCGUAAUCCUUAUGAAAAACGUAUUUUACCUAAACGGAAGGAUAUAUUCGGUCAUACCGGCCCAAACAUACUUCCAAGACUUAUGAGCACCCAACCCGAUACUUCAUCUUUGCUACGGAAUCGAUCCCGCCCAGUGCCACCACUAAUUCGACAUGGACUUGGAAUUGAAUGAAUAACAUUACACCCAAGCCUCUAUUACAGUAUUCAAAACUCUAGCUACAGUAUUCAAAUGCGUCAAGUGCUCUGAAUUGCAGUGCUGCAAACUAAAUAAAAUUAUAUUGAGAUUUGCUAUUUACAAGGGGUUUUUUCAUUGGAUAUGAGCUUUAUGAGAACUCUAUCAAAACCUUCUUACACAAUUUCCUUACAAUUUUAACUUGCCUAUCAUAUCUCACUAUCACAAACUAUUAGUUAAAGAUGGAGCUGAUGAACCGGAUGACGAGGUGACAAACCGUUAUAAGAAAAUCUAUAGUUGUCAGAAGCGACCAUCCGUAGAAUAGUCCAAUCAAACCGCCGAACGCAACUGUAGCCCGAAAGAGAGGUUAUGGAAAACACAAGAUAUGUAAUUAAAUCAUUUACCUGAGAUUGAAAUAUCAUGAGUUGCAAACCCAGAACCAUUUGUUCGAGAACUAUUAUUUUCCGAACUAAUUACUUACUGAACAGAUCCAUUUCCGUCUUGACAAUGUUGCGCACGAAUCUUUCGUAAGGUAACGAUAAAAGUCGAACUAUAACCAAGCCUUCCUCCUCUUCAUUUUCCG
This is a messenger RNA of Anopheles coluzzii, 4557 nucleotides long. RefSeq names its product pyrokinin-1 receptor-like. Gene Ontology annotation, molecular function: neuromedin U receptor activity. Bases 836 to 1957 code for a protein of 373 amino acids. Gene Ontology annotation, cellular component: plasma membrane. Gene Ontology annotation, biological process: neuropeptide signaling pathway. The record is from RefSeq and is a predicted model, not a curated record. The transcript has 5 exons. NCBI's taxonomy places the organism in Eukaryota, Metazoa, Arthropoda, Insecta, Diptera, Culicidae.